CUCACGAAAAGAAAACGAAACCGCAGUUGACGUAUGCGCAGUGCGGAGGCGCGCACCUCACGCUACAGAAUAUGUUUGAGCGUCAACGCACAAGAGUAUCAGUGGGAACUAUGGACAAUCGGACAGCAUGUGCCCGGCUGUGAUUCACUUAUUAAAAGAAUUCAGUCAAUGAUGGAGUACAAGAAUGAAAAUGAUGGAAUAGAACUGCUUCUUGCUCACAUGAAUAUUGAAGAUUUCAUCCAGGGUGAUCAUUUUUACCGUGUCGGCGAGGAGGUGGAAUCGAGCAUCUCGUUUGACGAAAGCUUCUCACAAGACGACAUGGACGAGGAGACGCCUGGCAUGGGAGAGUCAAGCGAUCUAAUAUCGCAUGUGCAAAAACUGGGAAAGGUCCAUUACGGGACGUCAUCUGAACUUUUGGACUUUGUGAAUAUGGUUUCGAAUACACCAUCUUCUCUCUUGGACUUGGGUGAAGAAGUGGGUGUCCUGCUAAACAAGACAGACAUGAUCAUUAAGGAGGGGCAUUACCGCAUUGACUUGGACGUUCUUCUGUUUCCAUGGAAACUGACCUAUAAGCCUCAAGGGCCUGGACAUGUUCCCAAAGGCUCAUUUGGGAAAGUCCAUUUGGCCCAAGACACUAAAACUCGUAAACGAAUGGCAUGCAAACUAAUUCCUGUAGAGCAUUUCAAGCCUGCUGAUGUUGAAAUCCAAGCCCGGUUCCAUCAUGAGAACAUAGCGGAGCUGUAUGGGGCACUGCUGUGGGAACAGACUGUGCACUUGUUCAUGGAAGCGGGUGAAGGGGGCUCGGUUCUGGAGAAGCUGGAGAGCUGCGGUCCUAUGAGAGAGUUUGAGAUCAUCUGGGUCACUCAGCAGGUUCUGCGUGGUUUGGAAUACCUGCACUCCCACAACAUUAUACACCACGACAUCAAACCCAGUAAUAUUGUGCUGAUGUCUGCCAAAGCUGUGCUGGUGGACUUUGGGCUUACAGUACAGAUGAAGGAUGACAUAUAUGUUCCCAGAGACCUACGUGGCACAGAGAUGUACAUGAGCCCAGAGUUGGUUCUUUGUCGGGGACACAACACAAAGACCGACAUCUACAGUCUGGGAACCACGAUCAUACACAUGCUCAGUGGCAGUCCUCCGUGGGUUAGGAGAUAUCCUCGGACAGCCUACCCCUCUUAUCUCUACAUAAUCCACAAACAAGCUCCUCCUCUGGAAGACAUACCAGAAAGCUGCAGCCCAGCAAUGCGCAGGCUUCUGGAGCAUGCACUUGACAGAGUACCCACCCGCAGAAGUUCUGCCACCGCAUUAUUACACGAGGAGGCCCUCCAUCCAUCUCGGGAAGACCAACCACGCUGUUGGAGCCUGGACUCUGCGCUGGAGGAUGGCACACACCCGCUGUUACGACAGCUCAGUCAGAUUUCAGAGAGCACCCAUGACUCUUCCCUGUAUACAGAGGACUCGGGGCAUUCUAAGAAGAAAGGAUCCCUCUAUAUUGAUCUGGGUGCCUUGGCUGGUUACUACAGUCUGGUUAGGGGGCCACCAAGCAACGAGUAUGGCUAGAUGAGGAGGAUUUCUGUGCAUUUUGUCCCGAGGAAGACUGGAGGAUUUCUAUUGUUUGCUUUUAUAGAAAUGCUUGCAAUAUUGUUUGAACACAUCCACAAGAUAAAUCCGAUGCUUCGAAGAUCUUCAGUAUUGAGGAACUAAGUGAGGCAACUGUAUGAUGGAUAGGACAAAGCAGACAUGGACUGCACUGGACUGGUCUUCUGUUAUGCAACAAACAUUCAGAUCACACCUUCAAGAUGUGAAAUAAUGGUCAUUGUAGUCAUUCUUGGUUAUUUGGUGCGUUUUUUUCCAAAAUUUUCCAUAAUGCACAAAAAUGUAUUGACAUCAUACUGUAAUGUAAAAUCCAACUUAUGGUUUAUGGUACUUAGAGUUAUCACUGUAGCAGGGCUACAUGAAUUUAUGACGUAUUCGUUUGUUUCGCUGGGUGCAGGGCUUGUGAUUUAAAUGUACAUCCUAGAAAUUAAUGCAUUAUCAUUGUUUGAUGUUUGACCAUGGCAAUGCUAGGUGUGAAAUGAAGAUAAUGUAAUAUUAAUCAUAAUACAAUUAUAUUGAUAUUGGCUGUGUUGUAUAAGCAAAGAUGUGUUGAUAUUGUUCAAUGUGAUUUCAUAUAAGUCUGCCAGUUUAACGCCAUUCAGUCAUUGGCUUCAAUUUUUCAAACUCCACGUUACAGCUCUGAGCCUUUAAAUAUCUUUAGCUGAGAUUCCAGGUCAAUACAUCCCUUGUUAAGAUAAGAGGUGUGAAAAAAAAGCACACUUCAUCAAUGAUUUUUCCCAGAAGUUAUGAAAUAAUGCUCUUUUUCAGACAGUGCUGGAAAACAUCUCAAGUUUUUGUUCCCAUGGAAUGUGGUUUUGUUGAGUAGUUGCAAUGCAAGUCAAUGAAACAUGCAUCUGGACUCAAAUUUUCCCAUUGCUGGCAAUGGAGGUUUAAAGAUGAACCUUUAUCAAGUAUCUAUUAAAGAAAGUGUUUAUAAUAGUGACACACACAUCCGUCUUGGCACCAAAGAUUUUUUGGUAUUACUAAAAAUCUUGGCCAGUGGUUAUCUAUAGCUCUGUUCUGCUAUUUGAUGCGUAUUAAUCUGUUUGAAAGAGCUGAUCCUCUUUGUAUUAUCCCCUGAAUAAGAAUAAACACUGUUCCCUUUGGCCUAAUAGUAUAUCAAUCUCUUUUUU
Messenger RNA from Triplophysa dalaica, 2729 nucleotides. RefSeq names its product mitogen-activated protein kinase kinase kinase 8 (gene map3k8). The record is from RefSeq and is a predicted model, not a curated record. Gene Ontology annotation, biological process: protein phosphorylation. Bases 34 to 1560 code for a protein of 508 amino acids. Gene Ontology annotation, molecular function: protein kinase activity; ATP binding. Lineage: Eukaryota; Metazoa; Chordata; Actinopteri; Cypriniformes; Nemacheilidae. The transcript has 8 exons.